Molecule: messenger RNA, 657 nt
Organism: Leguminivora glycinivorella
Lineage: Eukaryota; Metazoa; Arthropoda; Insecta; Lepidoptera; Tortricidae
Gene: Vkor
Product: vitamin K epoxide reductase complex subunit 1-like protein 1
Exons: 4
Coding region: 82-591 (169 amino acids)
Biological process (GO): vitamin K metabolic process; peptidyl-glutamic acid carboxylation
Molecular function (GO): vitamin-K-epoxide reductase (warfarin-sensitive) activity
Source: RefSeq, a predicted model, not a curated record
UUGAAAAGUUUACGUCAGUUUUUUUGGAAAAUGAAAUACUUAGUUUGAUUGUUAAUUUUAAAGCAUUUUUACACAAGCAAAAUGCCAGCCGAUCCGUGUGCUUGUCCUCUGCCCAUCUUCAAAAUGGGUAAAAAGGCAUUGGACAGAACCAUCAUUGGGAUAUCGUUAGUCGGUAUCUUGAUAUCGACGUAUGCCCUUUACGUGGAGAUGAGUGCCGAAGCAGACCCUGAAUACAAGGCCUAUUGCGACCUCUCUGAGAGCUCCAGCUGCUCGAAAGUUCUUACGUCUGAUUUCUCCAAAGGAUUUGGCUUAGUGCCCAAGGGAUCUAUGUUGGAAAUUCCGAAUUGCAUUUAUGGCAUCGUUUUCUACUGCUUAAUGAUUCUUAUGACUACCUAUGACGACAUAGUGGUGGUGCAAGCACAGCUUAUAACUUCACUGUUGUCGGUAGCUACCUGCGUUUACUUAGCCUACCUGUUAUUAUGUGUUCUAAAGGAUUUUUGCUUGGUUUGUGUCUCCACUUACAUUGUCAAUGGUUCUCUAGUGUAUCUAGUUUAUAGAAAAUUGAAAUAUUUACUUAAAAAAUGUCGAUAAAUAUAAUAUGUACUCCUGUGAACUGUCGAGAAAUUAUUUAUUCAAUCUAUUAAAAGUUUUUAAAAG